UUCACUUUCACCCAUCGCCGCGCCACCUGACAAACGUGCAACAGCUUGUCACCAGCCUUCUGCCGCCAGUGCCAUUCAGAAUGGCGUCAACAGUCAAGUCCAUGGCGCCAGCGAUGGAAGCGCUCAAGCUGACACGGCCGAACCUCUCUCGCCGCUCGAUGGCUGUCCUGCAAAACUCACGAUACCCCGAACUCUUCGCAACGCAACGGAAAUUCUCGACAACUCCACAACAUGGAUUGCCUCGAGGCACAGAGAGCAUAUUCGGUUCGUCUGCAAGCGCUGGGCCCAGCACGUACUUUCAGCGAUCGAGCCUGCCCGCGAACACUGUCGUCAAGUUUGUGCCACAACAGACGGCGUGGAUCGUAGAGCGGAUGGGGAAAUUCAGCCGCAUACUCCAGCCUGGACUCGCCAUCCUCGUACCAGUCAUCGAUCGCAUAGCUUAUGUCAAAAGCUUGAAAGAGAACGCUAUGGAGAUCCCGUCUCAGAGUGCCAUCACCGCGGACAACGUCACAUUGGGCAUAGAUGGUGUUCUAUACACGCGAGUAAUGGACCCAUACAAGGCCAGCUACGGCGUGGAAGAUGCCGACUAUGCCAUCUCGCAAUUGGCGCAGACGACGAUGCGAAGUGAGAUUGGUCAACUUACGCUCGAUCAUGUCCUGAAGGAAAGAGCAGCAUUGAACACGAACAUCACACAGGCUAUCAAUGAGGCUGCGGCCGAUUGGGGUGUGAGAUGUCUGCGGUACGAGAUUAGGGACAUUCAUGCACCUGGGCCUGUGGUGGAAGCAAUGCACAGACAGGUGACAGCAGAACGUAGCAAGCGUGCCGAGAUUCUUGAAUCUGAAGGUCAAAGACAGUCCGCUAUCAAUAUUGCCGAAGGACGAAAGCAAAGCGUUAUUCUGGCGUCUGAAGCCAUUCGAGCAGAACAAAUCAACGCAGCGUCUGGUGAGGCUGAAGCUAUCGAGCUCAAAGCUAAUGCUACGGCACGUGGGAUCGAUGCUGUGGCGAAGAGCUUGACCGAGGGUAAGCAGGCUGCACAAGGAGCGGUGUCUCUUUCUGUGGCCGAGAAAUACGUCGAAGCAUUUGGGAAGCUGGCCAAGGAAGGCACGUCAGUGGUGGUGCCUGGGAACGUUGGCGAUAUUGGUGGAAUGAUUGCAACAGCAAUGUCUGUAUACGGAAAUGUCAGUCAGGCACAAGCGAAAGUCCAAGCACAAAAGCUCAUCACGGGAGAUGAUGCGGGCGAUGCCACACAAGCUCAGCCUGAAGACAAGGACUCCAUCCAGAAGAGUGUGCUCGAGAGCUUUGAGCGUGCACAAGAACGGCAUUGAUCGAUCACUAGGUACUGUACUUCUUAUGUCUGACAGAUCGUUCAGAUGAUGUGGGAAGCGGCGGCAAAUUUUUACAUAUAAAGCGAGAAAGGUAGCACGAUUGGGCUCCAACUCAGUGGUAUGGCCUACGCAUUGUAUAUAUAGUGUACAAUCACAACUUUCAAUACGAGUGGCCAACGGUCACUCCUCACUACUCUAUACCAGGCUGCAGGAUCGAUCAUGAUUCAUGAGUACGUCCCUGCUCUGAAGCAGACCUCUUGUGCUGUAGGCUUACAUGCUCAGAGCAUGGUUCCCAUGAACCAUCAACAAGGUAGUCGUCUAGCGUCCUCGAAUCAAGCUGUAGGACUAGGACCAUCAUCAAACUAUCGCAUCGUAUAUCAGGC
This is a messenger RNA of Sphaerulina musiva SO2202, 1708 nucleotides long. RefSeq names its product Band_7-domain-containing protein. The record is from RefSeq and is a predicted model, not a curated record. NCBI's taxonomy places the organism in Eukaryota, Fungi, Ascomycota, Dothideomycetes, Mycosphaerellales, Mycosphaerellaceae. The transcript has a single exon. Bases 81 to 1325 code for a protein of 414 amino acids. Gene Ontology annotation, cellular component: membrane.